Penicilliopsis zonata CBS 506.65 is the source of this 1271-nucleotide messenger RNA. RefSeq lists its product as hypothetical. The transcript is spliced from 4 exons. NCBI's taxonomy places the organism in Eukaryota, Fungi, Ascomycota, Eurotiomycetes, Eurotiales, Aspergillaceae. Bases 146 to 1123 code for a protein of 325 amino acids. The record is from RefSeq and is a predicted model, not a curated record.
UGAGGUGGGGGAUGCGCUAGGCGGGAUGGGGUUAGCGCGGUAGGAACACAAUCAAAGGAGCGACAGCAUACAAUAACCUGUUCCUUCCUACCUUAGGCGGCUGACUACUAUAAAUACAACCGACUGUCGAAGGUGAACAGCAAACAUGGCGGCAUCGGAUUAUUCCCAUCCCGAAUCGCUGGGAGUCCUGCUAGCGAUGGUGAACCAGACGCUCAUUGAGACGGGAAGGUUUUUCCGAUCGAAUGGCUCAUUGCAAUCCCGGGCACAGCUGAAGCGAACGCUCCCUGCUGCCCGUGACCAGUUUCAUGACGCGCUCGACCAGCUGUCGGAGCAGAUCUUUAUUGCCAAAACUUUCUUAGAAAGGGAUUAUGAAACAAUACAGGCUAGGAAAGCUACCCCCAAACCCACUAGCGAAGAUGUGGUGAUGGAGGAGAAGACAGAGGAGAGACCUCCGCCCGAGACAGACGUACAGCCACAGUCUGCUCAUCUGGGACUCUCGACGGAAACCGAGGGGCUGGAAAUUAAAGCGGCCGAGGAGCCAGAGACAACCGACAAACCCACUGAGGAGAAUCUUUCAGAUGCUCCAGGGCUCUCUUCUGGAAACCUCGAGAAAGCAGAGGGGAUGCCAUCUACCGAGGGCGCAUCUUUUGCGGCGGCGGCAGCCGGCAAUGAAGAGAUCAGCUUUGACUCGAUGCUCGCCGACACGACGGGGGAGCCCAACGAGUUCGACCUGCAUCUGGACUUUGGUAACGACGAGGUGGGCAACCAGAAUUUCCUGGCUGGAUCCAGCUUCAAUAUGGGUGCAGGGACGCAAGAUGUGACUGGCAUGGAGGAAAGUACCAAUGAUGCCGGUGAUAUUAAUGACAAUAAUCGUCAGCAGGGGGGCGAGGACCAUCUUAUGAUGCAUACCCUGGACGGAGGGCCGAUGAACCUCGACUUGCCGGUGUCUCAGGGUGAGGGCCAGGGUUCCAGCGAGGAUGGAAUUGCCCCGGGCGAGUCAAGUUUCGAGGAUCUCUUCCUAGAGGCAGACGGUUUUGGGGACGACGGACUUGGGGAACACGGUUUACUGGAAGGAGACGGGAUGAUGAAUGUGAAUGAGCUGGAUGAUAAUUGGUUUACUUAGUCCUCUUGCCCGCAGAUUAAGAUAUUGAUUUACUUGAAACCUGGUCAGUAUAUGUAUACUUUAUAAUUAUCUCUACUAUAUCAUGAGCUUCUUUGCUCUCCCCUGCCCUCUUGUUACUAUACCUCUAUUCACCCCCUUUCUACUAAAG